This is a messenger RNA of Microstroma glucosiphilum, 420 nucleotides long. RefSeq lists its product as hypothetical. The record is from RefSeq and is a predicted model, not a curated record. Gene Ontology annotation, cellular component: cytoplasm. Gene Ontology annotation, molecular function: protein binding. The annotation marks the transcript as partial. The transcript has a single exon. Lineage: Eukaryota; Fungi; Basidiomycota; Exobasidiomycetes; Microstromatales; Microstromataceae.
GCUCGUCGCACAACGCUUCACAUUGCCGAGGAGAACACUCCGCUGUUCAUGACUACCCUACACCUCGACAUUCUCCAAGCAGCCACGGCUGCGCAGGCCAACGCAACGAUGCACCUCGUAGCCUACAUCAUCCGUCGUCGUCCCCUCGUCCUAUACGCCAAUCUUCCCCGCUUGACAGAAGCCGUGGUCAAGUCCCUCGACCCUACCUCACCACUCCGGGAGUCUGUGCUGAGCUCAGCAACACUGAUGAUCUCUGAGCUGAUCGGGGCCUACCCAUGUAUUGCCUUCCACAACCGACUGCAGCGCCUCGCCAUUGGCACGCACGAAGGUGCCGUGGUGCUGUACGACCUCAAGACGGCUACUCGUCUUUUUAUCCUCGAAGGUCACCAAAAGAGAGUAGACGCCGUCAGCUUCUCUCCU